Molecule: messenger RNA, 1416 nt
Organism: Bolinopsis microptera
Lineage: Eukaryota; Metazoa; Ctenophora; Tentaculata; Lobata; Bolinopsidae
Product: receptor-type tyrosine-protein phosphatase alpha-like
Exons: 10
Coding region: 1-1416 (471 amino acids)
Biological process (GO): protein dephosphorylation
Molecular function (GO): protein tyrosine phosphatase activity
Source: RefSeq, a predicted model, not a curated record
AUGAGUUUAGGAGUGAGCAGACGAAUGCUGACAAACUCUUUCAACAAGGUUACAAACCUAGUGGAGAAGGGUCGUAAGAAGUGUGAAGAGUACUGGAGCGACACCAAACCCCAGAGUUACGGUAACACCACCGUGGAGUGUCUGGGUAUUGUAUCCUUCCCCGACUACAAAGUCCGGAAACUUUCCGUCACACAGGGUUCAGGUAAGUCGCGGAUAGUAACUCACUACCAUUACGAGGGAUGGCCUGACCACGGUGUACCUGAUACUCCCACUAGUAUGAUAGCCUUCGCUAAACGGGCCUUCUCCGACAACCUCCAGGGACAAGGUCCCAUAUGUGUACACUGCAGUGCGGGUGUGGGGAGGACAGGGACUAUCAUCUCCCUCCACCUCCAGAUGGAGAACGUGAAGAACAACAACAAGAUCAACAUAUACGACACUGUGGUGCAGUUGAGGAAGUGCAGGAAGAUAAUGGUCCAGACUGAAUCCCAAUACGUGUUUGUCUAUCAAGCUGUUAACGAGUUGUUGAGAUGUGGAGAUACUGAGAUAUACGCCCAGAUGCUCUCCCACGCGUACAGAGAUUUGAGGAAGACCGUGUCAGGCACAGAUAAAACUGGUAUUCAGGUAGAAUACCAGAGACUGGUUUACAUUGCUAAAGAGGACUCCAAUGGCAAGUUUAUAGAAGCUACAAAAGAGUAUAAUCACAAUAAAAACAGAUAUCACAACAUCCUGCCUUACGAGAAGAACCGAGUCAAACUUGCUUAUCAGGCUACAUUUCCUCCUACCACGAGAAGAACGUGGUACAUCUCGACCCAGGCUCCUAAGACGGGAACCGUUGUCGACUUCUGGAAGAUGAUAAUACGAGACAGGAGCCUGUUCUAUAUCGUCUGUAUGACUAUUGUUGUCGAGGAAGGUAAGAUAAAGUGUGCCCAAUACUGGCCGCUACAAGAGCAGGAAGAAGUUGAGUACGGAUCCUGCAAGAUAAAGUUACUGGCAGUGGAUGAAGGUCCUGAUAUAACGAGGAGGGAGUUGUGUGUAACCCACUCCUCAGACGGCUACAAGGCUCUCCGACUUGUCAGAUUAUGGCACUUCACGACCCUCACAGAAAAGAGCAUGAAGUUGGGAGGACUGGCCAUGAUAGGGGCAAUAGAGAACAUGGCUCGGUGGCAGAAACAACAGGGCAACAAGCCGGCUGUCGUGCACUGCGGUGGUGGGGUUGGGAGAGCUGCUGCUUUCAUUGCUAUUGCUAACUGUCUCGAACAGCUAAAGUUAGAAGGAACUGUGGACAUUUUCCAGACCGCCCUGCAGCUGCGUCGCUCCCGACCUUUCAUGGUUCAAAGUGUAGAUCAGUACGACUACAUCUACAGAGCACUGGUGCAGUAUGUGGACAGCUUUGAUAAUUACGAGAACUUCAAAUAG